CAUAAAUAUUUUUGUUCGUCGCCGUCGGUUGAAAAUAAAAUAAAAGUCGAAAAGCAAGUGAAGGUCUCUAAGAGUCAACAUGGCUGGUGAUUAUAUGAGGCAGAAACUCACGACUUUUACAGAAGCUGUAUUUCCCACACGAAAUGCUGUAAAACGUCAGCAUCACAUGUUAAGACCAGGAAAUGAGUUAGUAUCCAGCUUGCCUCUCCAGGUUUCUCUCUACUUCAAUGCCUUCUUCUUCCCGAUCUGGGUUGUAACCUGUGUUGUCAUGCUGCAAUUAAAGUUUGCCCAUCUGAAUCAGAUCUAUCAGUUUAUCAGCAUCACCAUGUAUGUGGUACUGACCGGUGUGGAGGUCAUCAGACUCUACCUUGGUUACCUAGGCAACCUACAGGAAAGGGUUCCAGAGCUGGCAGGUUUCUGGCUCCUGACGCUCAUCCUCCAGUUCCCGCUCAUCCUCUACCUCCUCAUCGACUCCCGAGCGAUGCCGUUUCCCAUCGAGCGAGCGGUCCACAUCAUCUUCCUAUCCUUCCUCGCCUUCGACGUGGUCGGGGGCUACUUUGCCCUGAAGCGGAUGACCCACCACCAGGUGAUGAAGUUCCAUCUGCAGCAGUUUGAUGACAUUGAGUUGAUGGAAGAUUCGCCAGGGAGGUUCAUGAACUCGCCUAACCUAGCAACGCAAAGAUACAAACCUCUUAGAUGACCUGACCUGAGUGUGAAAAAAUGAACUGAGGAGUUUGAUGACAUUAAGUUGAUGGAAGAUUUGCCAGCGAUGUUCAUGAACUCGCCUGACAUAGCAACGCAAAGAUACAAACCUCUUAGAUGACCUGACCUGACCUGAGUGUGAAAAAAUGAACUGAGGAAUGUUGGGGUUCAAGAGGUCAAAGAUGAAGCUCGCAUAUUAUUGUUUACCUGUCCCGGAAAUACAUCUUCUCUUUAAAUGACAGUUUUAAGUGUAAAUUGAAUUUUUAUUGUUUGAUAGUUUAAGUUGAUUAAUUAUGCACCGAACUAUCAAAGUGUUUCAAGCACGAUGUUAUAAAACGUCAACUUCAUUGCGUAUUUAGUUUUUUGUCAAUUUCUCAAUUUCACCUUGCUAAAAUGGCAAUAAUAAGGUAGUAUACAUUUAGGAGAACUGUAUUUAGUGUUCACUUUCGGUUACUGUGCUCACUACAGUAUCACAAUUUUUUAUUCAUCUAGCAAGUAAGCAAAAAAUUAUAGUUACAUGUAUGUUAUCGUUUUUAUCAUAAUUUAAAACACAUCAUAAGAUACAUGAUCUAUUUGUGCCAAUUAACUGUUCUUGUAAUACAUAGAGUGGGUACAUGUGACUGAUAUUAAAAGAGACUUUUAUUAUGGCUCAAGGUAGGGUUAUGCCUUGAAAAUUUAAACAUUCCAAUGAACUAUCAGAAAUAGUAAUGUAAAUAUGCGUGUAAAUAUUUGUAAGAUUUUAUAGCAUUUAUUUAUUCUGUCGUUUUGUGAAAUUUAUCAUCAAAAUUUUUCAGUGUUUUGAAUAAAGGCCUUAUUUAACAAUAA
Molecule: messenger RNA, 1527 nt
Organism: Strongylocentrotus purpuratus (purple sea urchin)
Lineage: Eukaryota; Metazoa; Echinodermata; Echinoidea; Camarodonta; Strongylocentrotidae
Product: transmembrane protein 17
Exons: 4
Coding region: 80-700 (206 amino acids)
Biological process (GO): non-motile cilium assembly
Cellular component (GO): ciliary transition zone
Source: RefSeq, a predicted model, not a curated record